GGGCCGCAGGGCUGUGAGUGUUGGAACGCGGCCUGUCCCUGUUGCCAUGGUGACGACGUAACUCGUUCAGCAGCAGCGGUGAAAACUGAUCACAAACGUUUGUUUCAGCAGCAAAAGUGAAGAUGAACGCAGCGGUAACGCAGCAACUUACCACCAACAGCGACAAACAGAAGAAAAUGUCUCCGUACAGCAGGAUGAAGCAGGAGAAGGAGUUUCUCCAAAUUGGAUCUGUGUCAGAUAAAGUGGCUCCGAUCAUCUCCAAAGCAGAAAUCUCUCUGUUCAGAAACAGCCUGAAGCAGAACAUCUGUGUGGAGCUGCUUCAACAAGGCUUUCACAGGUCGUUCUCGGAGCUCUUCUUCCUGCUGGGCUCUGAUGCUGAUCGGAGGUCUGUGGAUGAAACGGGUUCAGUUUGGCUUCAGACUCCGCUGGACGAACAACUGGACAAACUGGAGACCAUGAAGCUGCACCUGAGCCUGGCCGAGCGGGCGGAGAGCACCUGUUCCUGGACGGUGGUGUGUGACCAGCGUCUGUUUUUGGGUCAGUACUUCUCGGCUCCGGAGGAUGUCUGGCUGAGUUUGUACUUCCUCCACAGCUGUGCAGACCGAGAGCUGGGACGCCACUCGAGACCGGCCACCGAGGCCCGGGCGUGCUUGGCAGAGGUCUACCUGCAACUAGGUGAUCUGGAGCAGGCGAGGCUGCAGGCGGAGCUGUGCAUCCAGCAGGCGGAGGACGGCAGCCUGCUGGACUUAGCCGGUCGGCCGCUGAGGCUCCGGGCUCGCAAGGCGCUGUGGGGGGUCUACAGCCGGCUGGCCGACGCUCCGCUGAACGCCGCCAACUACAACAAGGCCCUGACGCUGCUCCACAAGGGCUACAGCAUCGCUAUUGAGUCUGAAGACAAACACAUCGAAUGGGAGGCCUUGUAUCAACUAGGACUGACCUAUCAGAGUGCAGGAGACCAUGACACAGCCAGACAGUACUUCAACACUUGCAUGCAGAUUUGCAGCACACUGCAGGAUGCAGACGGACUGGGGAAGUCCUACAAGGCUAUGGCGAAAUCUAACGAGAAUAAGGGAAACAUGCAUGACACUCUCCUGUGUCUGGAGAAGUUAGCCGACAUCUCUGGUAGCAACGGGCUGCAACACAAUCUGGCGGACGCCAACAUGUGUCUGGGCAAAAUCUACUUUUCGACGAGUGAGUACAGCAGAGCCGCUGACUACUUCCUGCAGGGUUAUGACGUGGCCUGUCAGCUGGGAGACGUGGCUCUGCUGCAGAAAGCUCAGGUGUUGGUGGCCAGUGCUCGCGCUCACUCCCUGAGGGCCCGGUACAGCGCUGACGUGGCGUCGACCUCGUCCGCCGCCCUGCGACGACUGGUGGACUGGAAAGAGACGAGAGGACGUCAGGGACUUGGUACUGACUCUACAGACGCUGCGACUGCUGGUACUGACUCCUUAUCACGUCAUCAUGCUGGGGAAACACACCUCCAACACAAAGGGUUCAUGGACACAUGUCCACGUUCACAGAAGUGAUAUAAUAAAUACAUGAGGGGCAUUUUCUUUGUUUUAUGAGAUUGUACAUUUUAGGAUUUCGGACUGCUCAUCGUAAAAAACAAGCAAUUUAAAGACGGCAGGAUUCAUAUUACAUCCCCUUUCUCUGACGUUUUACAGACUGACACCCUUUAAAUUGUUUGUACCCGGUGAUUAUUUACUGUUACAGAAUUAAAAUCUUUUAGAAUAAAAUGAUCUGUGAUCUCAUUAUUUAA
Molecule: messenger RNA, 1759 nt
Organism: Cottoperca gobio
Lineage: Eukaryota; Metazoa; Chordata; Actinopteri; Perciformes; Bovichtidae
Gene: ttc29
Product: tetratricopeptide repeat domain 29
Exons: 12
Coding region: 123-1526 (467 amino acids)
Biological process (GO): cilium movement
Cellular component (GO): sperm flagellum
Molecular function (GO): protein binding
Source: RefSeq, a predicted model, not a curated record